Molecule: messenger RNA, 1553 nt
Organism: Apis cerana (Asiatic honeybee)
Lineage: Eukaryota; Metazoa; Arthropoda; Insecta; Hymenoptera; Apidae
Source: RefSeq, a predicted model, not a curated record
AUGGCAGAAAAAUUUCGAUCAUUAAUCAAAAUGUUAAACAAUAAAAUAAAUAAACAUCAACUAUUUAACAAUGCAACAACGAGAAUUAAUAAUGCUUCUGAAAAAGCACAAAAAAAGUUGAAUAAUAUACAAAGUACUGUUGCUACAAAGUAUGAUAUUUUAGCAAAGCAAAUCAAUCGUGAUAUUACAUUAAUUCAAAAUAUAAAUGGAACACAAUUUGAGCCAAGUCCAUUACCAAAAAAAGUUGUUAAAUGGUGGCAAUGGUAUCAACAAUUAACAGGCUUGGAUAAAGUUGAAUUAGCCAAAGAACAAGUAAUUUUUGCACAAGAUAAAUUGUUCAAAUGUCAAGAUGAAAGAAGACACUUAAAUCGUGAAGCAAUGACAAUAAAUGACAAAUUAAAAGAAGUAUAUUCAGAAUUAAUACAAAUUAAAAGAGAUGAUCCAAAAUAUGUUCAAUUGACAAUAAUAGAAAAUAAAAAUCUUCAAGAUCAAGCAAAAAUUAUAUCACAGCUUAAUUUAUUAGAAAAAGAAGAAAAAGAUUAUUUUACAUUAUUGGCCACUGCUAUUAAAGAAUAUCAUGAUAGUCAAACAAUGAAUGCUCAAAAGUAUAAAUAUUUAUCUAUUCUUGCAUCUGCUAUAUUAGCAAUUAUAUCAUUGAUAGGUUCAAUAAUAUACAAUAAUAAAAGAAUAGUAAAUAUUCAAAAUAUUAUAUAUGAAGCGCAGCAAAAAAAUGAAAAUUUAUUGAAAAGUAGCUUUCAUUCAUUAGAAAAAGAUAUAAAUACAACUUUUAAUAAAUUAAUAGAAAAUAAUAAUAAAAAUAUAAAUACAACUUUUCAUAAAAUAAUAGAAAGUAAUAAUAUAAUAGAAAAUAAUAAACAAAAUGUAACUAUGAAUAAUGAAAAAGAUAGAUUAGAUGAUAAUAAUACAAUAGAAUUAGCAAGAGCUUAUAUUGUAUUUGGAUUAUUUAUUGGUAUAUGUAUAUUAAACUCUUUAAUACGAUAAAAUCACUUUAAUAAUAAUUAAUAAAUUAAUUAAUAAUAUAAUUUUAUUUGAAAUAAUUUUUAAUAACAAGCAUUUAUUUAUUUGUAAAUGUUCUAUAAAUACAUAUAUAAUACAUAUGUGUAUAUUUAAUUAUAUACAAUAAAAUAAAAAAUACAUUAUACACAUGCAUCUAACUGGAAAAAUAUAUUUAAAAAAUCUUAUUGCACAAUUUAAUCAUAUUUAAUACAUUUGAUUCUUUAUUUUUUAUAUAAAGAAGAAAAAUUACAAUUUUUUCAGAAAAAUACACAUAUAUCAUAUAUUUAAUUGAAUAAAUAUAACAUGAUGUUUUUAUAGAUAUAAUUAAUUAAUUUUAAUUUUAUUUUUAAUAUGUGAUUUUAUUAAAAGUAAAAUGAAAUUGUUAGGUUAAAUAAUAAGCAAUUUGAAUUUUAAUUACAUGAACUAUUUUAUGUAUUCCAAGGUUUCCAUUCCAUACCAUCUGGUAAUUUUACCUCAACUUUACCUUUGCUCACUUCUGACCAAUUUGUACUUAGCACUGUACCACCAGAUUCUUG